AAUAAGGCAAAACGAUGUUGUGAGCCCUGGAUGCGUGCUGAUUUGUCGGCUGGCACUCUUAAUUUUGCAGUGUCGGACUUGCUUCGGAAACUACCGAACCAUGGCGUGGGAGCAAUUGUAACACGCGACACGUGGCACCCGGAGUCAAAGAAAUACUGGGAGGUGGUCGAGGUUGCACCCUCAACGGCUGACCCCACCAAGCUCAGCGCCUGGGGAUACCAAUACUUCAAGGGUGAGCGCCAGCACCCGGCGCCCAAGCGCAUCGCCUCGGUGUGGAAGUACGGCUGGCUGCUGAAGGAGCAGCCGGGGGCGGGGCUCAGCGCGGCGGUGCUGCAGCAGCUAUCGGAGCGCCAGGCGGCGGCGCAGGCAGCGGGCCUCGUGGCGGGCGGCAGCGAGGCAGCGGCGGGGACAGGAGCCGCGUCCACGUGAGGGCAGGCAAGCGGCAUGACCGCUGGACGUUUCGCGGCGCAGUUGCCGCACAAAGGAUAGGCAGGCAGGACUACUGUACUUAGCUUAUGGAAUGAUGAGUGCGUGUUGUGAUUGAAGCGCCGAGCACAGGCGGCACAUGAGCACAGGCCUUGUCGAUUGAAUUGUGAAGCGUACGGCAAGAUACGGGGGAAACGGCGUGUGUGCAGCGGAAGGCGACCCGACUGGGAUGGACGCAUGCGCCCGAGUCGGCAUGCUUGCGGCACACAUGCGGUCGUCGCUAUGAAUGGAACGUGCCCGGGUGUUACAGACAGGGCCAGGGGUUUCGGGGCAGGUGGGGUGGGUGGGCGCACCUACCUGCGCCGACCACACGCCGGACGGGUAGGAGGCUGCGCCGGGUAGGGCUGCGUGAUUGCGGACGUGAAGGGUUUGGAGGAUUAGCUGGGUAGGGGCGUAGGGCUUCGUAGGCUUGUAGGUGGGGCUGGAAUGCGGCGAGACCCGAAGGCCCGGCGGGCUUCGCGGCUACGGCAGUGCAGGCUGUACAGCUCUUGGCUAGUUGAUGAGACAGGCCCUGGACUGUGGGUGGUGGUGCGAGGCUGCUGGAGGGUGUGGUGGGCGGCUGGGCGCUGUGAGCCUGUGAAGCGUCCUGUGAGUCCCUGCAUGCCAGCUGGGCAGUGUUCGAACGUAUGAAAGCUGUAGGGGAUAUGGAUUGCCGAACGCUCACACUCCCUGUAACGUGCGGAGGUGUGGGUUUUAAGGGGGAUUGUGGCUUGACGCACUGAGUGAGUAACAAGUGACACGAGCGCGAAACCCCAUUGGCAGGCGGCCAAGUGAAUGAGUUGAC
This is a messenger RNA of Chlamydomonas reinhardtii, 1270 nucleotides long. RefSeq lists its product as uncharacterized. The coding region runs from base 31 to 429 and encodes 132 amino acids. The record is from RefSeq and is a predicted model, not a curated record. Gene Ontology annotation, molecular function: structural constituent of ribosome. Gene Ontology annotation, cellular component: mitochondrial small ribosomal subunit; mitochondrion. The transcript has 3 exons. Gene Ontology annotation, biological process: mitochondrial translation. NCBI's taxonomy places the organism in Eukaryota, Viridiplantae, Chlorophyta, Chlorophyceae, Chlamydomonadales, Chlamydomonadaceae.